Colletotrichum navitas is the source of this 767-nucleotide messenger RNA. RefSeq lists its product as uncharacterized. Lineage: Eukaryota; Fungi; Ascomycota; Sordariomycetes; Glomerellales; Glomerellaceae. The record is from RefSeq and is a predicted model, not a curated record. The transcript has a single exon. The coding region runs from base 225 to 689 and encodes 154 amino acids.
AGAACAUACUGCUGAGUUCAGCUCGCGUCGCACCGUCCAUCGUCCGCCCAUCCUUUGCGCGAUGGGCCAGCCGGAAAUACAAAGGCGGGGGGGGUUUUGGGAGGGAUAUGCAAAGCGAGGAGGGGACGAGAGGAUCAAGACGAAGACGAGGUGGAGUGGGAAAACAAGGGCCUGUGAUUUGUGGCUAUUGAAGUCAUCGCCACUCCGGCCGGCCGUAGUCGCCGAUGUAUAGGGAAUUCCAACGCCCCUGUUCAUCAGGGCGGCGUCUCCGGCACUUCGGGACCCUGACCAAGGAGUGCAUUUUGGUCGGCGAUCGGAGCCGAUGGGGUUCCGCGGGCAAAUCGAGAACAAAAAUUAAGGGCACACCCACUACCUUAGAUGAGACGCGCCCACGCAACCGUCACCGGGCUUCCGCGUCUCGACGGCCCCCUUACCGGGAGUGGCCAGGGGAAUAUUUCCAUGGGAGGAGGAAUACGGUUGGAAUUUGCAACUACAGCAAAUCUGACAAACUAUCAACAAUGGCAUUCCCAAGGUCAACCGGAUCCCCGAAUCCCAAAUCUCCAUUCCAGUUGCAAAUCUUUCAACCUCCCUCUGCAAGGAAAUCCCACAAGCAGGGAGCCGCCCUGGGCCGCAAGCUAUCGAGCGCAACACAAAAGACAACGCCUGCGCCAGCCCGUAUCAGAAAAUGACAGGUCACCCUUGUACACGAACAUCGGCUGACAGACGGCCCCGGUCGUGUUUGACGUUGAUUACCGGCUCGUGGGGAA